Messenger RNA from Morus notabilis, 3597 nucleotides. Its product is annotated as kinesin-like protein KIN-6. Gene Ontology annotation, biological process: microtubule-based movement. Gene Ontology annotation, cellular component: microtubule; kinesin complex. Gene Ontology annotation, molecular function: microtubule binding; ATP binding; microtubule motor activity. The transcript is spliced from 25 exons. Lineage: Eukaryota; Viridiplantae; Streptophyta; Magnoliopsida; Rosales; Moraceae. The record is from RefSeq and is a predicted model, not a curated record. Bases 1 to 3318 code for a protein of 1105 amino acids.
AUGAAGGAGGCAAGAAAGAGUCCUCUGUCGUGUCCGUACACCGUCACCGUUCGCCGGAACCCACACCGGAAGGCAAGGCCUCCAACGACUUCCACAAAAUGCCCUCAAACUUCGGUUCUUCCUUCUUCUUCAACGGUGCCGGAGGUGCCUUCCUUUCCGAUUGAUGAAAUUUUAGCUAUAGAGGUUCCUAGUAGAAACCCUAAACCUAAUUCAGACUCCGAUUCCGAAAAUCUCAGAGUCUUCCUCAGAAUCCGACCCCUUCUGCCAUCCACGAGUCUUCCGCAGAAUCCCAAAUCGAGAGCCAAAAACGCUUGGCCGCAAAACCCCGCGAAGAAGAACUCUGCGAGAGAAAAGACUGCGAAGAAGAACAAGUCUAGCGAUGUGUGCAUUAUAGUCAACGAUUCUCAGUCGGUGACUCUAUCCCCGCCCUCGUCAUUGCAGGACUCUAAACGGAUUAAGUCGGAAGUCUUCGAAGGAUUUUCGCACGUAUUUGCCCCAGAUUCUUCUCAGGAGCAAGUGUAUGAGAAAAUGAUGAACCCUUUAGUCGAGGAUUUUCUAAGGGGCAAAAGUGGUAUGAUAGCAGCGUUAGGACCUAGCGGGUCUGGAAAAACUCAUACCGUUUUCGGGUGCCCUAGGGACCCUGGUGUUGUACCACGUACGCUUCAACGGAUUUUCAAGCCAGCUUUGGACACUGCUUCGGUUUCCCGGAGAUCAUUCAACAUUUCGAUUUUUGAAAUACUCUCCGAACGAGGAAAAGGAGAGAAGUUGUUUGACUUGUUGCCAGGUGGAGCAGAGUUAAGCAUGCGCCAGUCAACUGUAAAGGGACUCCAAGAGGUAAUUGUUUCGGAUGCUAGGGAGGCAGCAUCAUUAGUUUCUCAGGCAAUGCUAAGACGUCUCACUGCUAUGACAAAUUCAAAUACCCAAUCAAGCCGAUCGCAGUGCAUUAUCAAAAUCAGUAGUGUUCGUAAUAAUCCUGACGGAGAAGAUGAUUCUGAAGCCAAUAAUGCUGUUCUAAAUAUCAUUGACCUUGCUGGAGCUGAAAGAGAAAAGAAAACGGGGAAUCAGGGAGCAAGGUUGCUGGAAAGUAAUUUCAUCAACAAUACAUCAAUGGUUUUUGGCUUGUGUCUAAGAUCUUUGUUGGAGCAUCAAAAGAACCCCAAGAGGCCAUUGCAGAAGCAUUUUCAGAACUCAUUGUUGACCAGGUACCUACGAGAUUAUUUGGAAGGCAAGAAGAGGAUGGCUUUGAUGUUGACAGUUAAGUCAGGGGAAGAGGAUUAUCUUGAUGCAACCUACCUUCUAAGGCAAGCUUCACCAUUUAUGAGAAUAAUGUUUGAUAAUGUUGAAGAACAAUCAAACAUCCCUUCAAACAAGAGGCAAAAUGAAGUUUUGUCUAGACGAGAGAAACCGAAGAGGAUGAAAUUUAGUGGGCCUGAUGCUUGUGCGAUUGGCGAAAGAAAGACCUAUGAGGAAGAGCACCGCACCCCUGGGCAAGUUUGUUCAAAAGAAUCAAACUACGUUGACAUGGCAGACAGAGAUAGAAGUUAUCAGAUUUUGCAAAAUUUUUCUAAAGCUUUAUGGUCUGUCUUGAAGCAAUAUGGAGAAAAACUGAAGGUGGCAGAACAUGAAAUUCAGCAUCUUACUGAAAACCUUAAGCUUGAAAAGACAAGGAAUGUUGAGUUGGAAAAGAAGUUGGAGGAUUUUAUGUCAUGUUGUACCUGCUCACAGCAGAAGUCUGCAGAGGCAGAGACUAAAUUUAAGCCUCGAGUAGAACUGAAUGGACUUGAUUCUAGCAAUUUUAAUAAGUCAACUGCAGACCUGUGUUCUUUCAAUUUUAGCCCAUCUCAGUUAAAUUGCAACCCCAAAAAUUAUGACUCUGGGCCAAGACAGGAUAAAGUUAUAUCUUGUCAGAAAAAUGUAGAAGUUCAUUCUUCCAACAAAAUGGCAUCUGGGAACGAAAGUUCUUCAAAAAAGUGUGACUCUAAUUUUGAACAGAAUCAAAGUAUAUUUUCACAGGCACAGGUGAAAGAAGAAGAUUUUACUUCAGACUUAAAAGGAGAGUGCACCAAAAUUGAACAAGCAAAGAGUUUGGAUGUUGACGUGGUUUAUGGUUCAUCACAUUGCGCUGAAAUCUUACGGCGGAAAUCUCAGGUGACAGAGGAAGCAUUUCCCUCUGAUUUAAAAGGGCUGGAGUCUGUUGACAAGGAAGGUGUAUCUAAUCCGGAGAGAAGGUUUGAUGUUGACGUGGUUGUUGGUUCAUCCCUCUGUGUUGAGACCUCUCAGCAGAGAUAUCAGAUAGAUGUAACCUUUUCUGGUGCUGCCCAUAAUGCUGAGUUACACGGAUCUAGGUGCUUGGAAACAAAUGAUACUUGUAGUACUGCAGAAGUGACAGUAAACUCUUCACAGCCACUUGUUAGGCGUAGAGAUAGCUGUUCAUCCGUGGAGUUGGACUUGGACCAGCUGGUCAACGAGGAGGAUCAGGAACUAUUAAAUCUGCCGAAAAUCGCGAAGGACGAUGUUGAAUACUCUGAAGGCUAUACUGCUCCUGAUGUUGUGAAUAGUGAAUCAGGAGUUGAGAAACCAGAGGAAUUGCUGGAUCCAUCAACAUCAGCUCAGGAAGAUCUAGCAAUUAGUAAAGAAUGCAAAGGUGUUGAUAAUGAAUUGGUUCAGGAAGAUCAAGAAAUUAGUGAAGAAUGCAAAGAUAUUGAUCCACUAAAUAAUGAAUCAGUUCAGGAAGAUCUAGCAAUCAGUAAAGUAUGCAAAGACGUUGAUAUUCUAAGUGAGGAAUCAGUUCGCGAAGAUCUAGCAAUGAGUAAAGAAUGCAAAGUUGUCGACCCACUAAGUGAGGAAUCAGUUCGGGAAGAUCUAGCAAUGAGUAAAGAAUGCAAACAUGUUGAUCCACUAAGUAAUGAAUCAGUUCAGGAAGAUCAAGCAAUCAAUAAAGAAUGCAAAGAUAUUGAUCCAUUAAGUAAUGAUUCAGUUCAGGAAGAUCUAGUAAUCAGUAAAGAAUGCAAAGAUGUUGAUACGCUAAGUAAGGAAUCGGCCAAGGAAGAUAUAGGAAUCACCAAACACUGCAAAGUUGUCGAUCCGCCAAGUAGUGAACAAAGGGUUCAUACUCCCCCAAAACCAGGAAAACCAAAAAGGAGACUUUUGCCAGCCUCAUCCGUGCUACUAAGGGACUUCAAUACUCUUGACGCUGAGGAUAAAAGUGAGAAACGGAAGGGAAAUCGAGGCGUAAAGAAGUUUUCUGCGGAUGAAAGAACCAGAACUCAGGGUAGCAUCUCUCUCCUGCGCAUGCUUCAAAGUAAUAUUCGUUCUUAGCUCCAGCUUCCAAACUUGGUUCCCUACAGGUGGGGCUUUUUUUUUUUCUUGGGAGACUGUCGUUUUGUGUUCACCGGCAUAUUUUCUAAUGUUAAAAAGUAUAAUAUGGCUAGGAAGUCAAUGUUUGGCUGAUGUAGAUAUGUAUCUUGAAGUCAAAAGAAUUAGGCAUGUCAACUUGUUUGAAAAAGAAAAGCCAUUGUAUUAUCUAAACUUUUGUGAGUUCUAUAAUUAAAACAAAUGAAAAAAAAAAUAUUGGAAAUAAGAAAUUUUUAUAUAAUU